Pistacia vera is the source of this 1452-nucleotide messenger RNA. RefSeq names its product putative GDP-L-fucose synthase 2. Lineage: Eukaryota; Viridiplantae; Streptophyta; Magnoliopsida; Sapindales; Anacardiaceae. Bases 1 to 990 code for a protein of 329 amino acids. The record is from RefSeq and is a predicted model, not a curated record. The transcript has 2 exons. Gene Ontology annotation, biological process: nucleotide-sugar biosynthetic process. Gene Ontology annotation, molecular function: GDP-L-fucose synthase activity.
AUGUUUACAAGCGAAAAAUCUCUUUCUUCUUCUCUCUCUACAGACUCCUCCUUUCUCACCGACAAAUCCGCCAAGAUCUUCGUCGCCGGCCACCGCGGCCUAGUCGGCUCCGCCAUCGUCCGCAAACUGGUUUCCCUCAACUUCACUAACCUCAUCCUCCGCUCUCACGCCGAGCUCGAUCUCACUCGCCAAUCCGAUGUAGACGCCUUCUUCGCCGCCGAGAAGCCGGAUUACGUCAUCCUUUCCGCCGCCAAAGUCGGCGGCAUCCACGCCAACAACACUUACCCCGCCGAUUUCAUCGCAAUCAACCUCCAAAUCCAGACCAACGUCAUCGAAUCCUCGUUCCGUCACGGCGUUAAGAAACUCCUCUUCCUCGGCUCCUCGUGCAUUUACCCUAAGUUCGCUCCGCAACCGAUCCCCGAAUCAGCGCUGUUGACCGGCCCGUUAGAACCGACUAAUGAGUGGUACGCCGUGGCGAAAAUCGCUGGAAUUAAAAUGUGCCAAGCUUAUCGGAUUCAAUAUCAUUUCGACGCGAUUUCGGGUAUGCCUACGAACUUGUAUGGACCGAACGAUAAUUUUCAUCCCGAAAAUUCUCACGUGUUGCCCGCACUGAUGCGGAGAUUUCAUGAAGCUAAAGUUAAAGGAGCGAAAGAAGUGGUGGUAUGGGGAAGUGGGAGUCCGUUGAGGGAGUUUUUGCACGUGGAUGAUUUGGCAGACGCGUGUGUGUAUUUGAUGGAGAAUUAUGGGGGAUUGGAACAUGUGAAUGUGGGGAGUGGGAAGGAGGUGACUAUUAAGGAGUUGGCGGAGCUGGUGAAGGAGGUGGUGGGGUUUCAGGGCGAGCUUGUGUGGGAUACUUCGAAGCCGGAUGGGACGCCGAGGAAGUUGAUGGAUAGUUCGAAGCUUGCGGAGGUGGGCUGGAGGCCAAAGAUUGAGCUUAGAGAUGGACUUGUUGAUACUUAUAAGUGGUACUUGGAGAAUGUCAGGCAAUGAUAGUGGUGGUCAUUCAUUUGGAUUCAGGUUAUUUCUGAUGAAUGUGUUGCUUAAUUUAUUAGCAUUGGAAUAAAAAUUAUUGAGGUGUGCUAUUAUGGUUCUGUGAUUCAUUAUUGAAUUGUUGUAGAACAAGUUGAAUACUUGUUGCUAUUGUAAUUUAAAUUAUUCAAUCACAAUUGCUGAGUUGAGUUGGAGGCCCUAAAUUGAGCUUAAAGGUGGCCUUGUUGAUACUUAUUAUUGGCACUUGGAGAUUGUCAAGCAAAGAUGAUCAUUUAUUCAGAUUCAGUCUAUUUUUCAGCCGAAUGUGUUGCUUUGCUUAUUUGUUCUUAUUGGCGUUGGAAUAGUAGUUUUUUAGUUGUGCUACUAUGGUUUUUUGUAUUCUUGAUUGAGAUGUUGUAGAACAAGUCGGAUACAUCUUGCCAUUUAAUUGAAAUUAAUCACAGAAAUUUGAGUUUUUGUUAA